Messenger RNA from Caenorhabditis briggsae, 519 nucleotides. NCBI's taxonomy places the organism in Eukaryota, Metazoa, Nematoda, Chromadorea, Rhabditida, Rhabditidae. The record is from RefSeq and is a predicted model, not a curated record. The transcript is spliced from 6 exons. The coding region runs from base 1 to 519 and encodes 172 amino acids.
AUGAAGAAUACCGUCUUGAAUGAGCACAAUCAAAAAUUAGAGUGGAUUGUUGGAAAAUGGAGAUCGGAAUUCUCAGGAAAGAUUUUCUGGCCAACAGUGCCAACAAUGACAUUCGGUGAAGAACUGGUCAUCAACGAGGCGCCAAUUGCCAAAUCGGCCAAUGUACAAUUCUUAAACUUCUCAGCUCGUGCCUGGUCUCAUUCCACCAAAGAUCAUUUUCAUGACGAGUGGGGAUUCUUGACUGUGGACCCAGUUGGAAAUGCUACAUUGAUGACAACAGGAAAUAAUGGAUUCACCACAUACGAAACUGGUACUGUCUCGCCAAACAAACUGGUUCUCACGUUAAAGGAUAUUGGACGCAUUUCAUUCUCCCGAGAUUUGCCAGUGGAAGAUUUGCGAAGAACGUUCAUCCGUCACGACGAUAGAUAUAUGGAGCAAGUGAUUGAGAUGAGAACGGCGACUCAUCCAAAAGUUGGAUAUCUUGAACAUACAAGAGUGGUGUAUACAAAACUGAAGUAA